GCGUGGUAGGAGGUGGUGCCAAGCUUUGAGACGAAAUGGUGGGUCCCGGUUGCUGUCCGACGGUUCCCCCUGUCUGCAGGUCAGAAUGGCGAGUACCAAGUACACUUCUGCUAUGGUAAAGCGGCAUUGCAACGUGGAUGGGGUCGCAGGGAAAGAUCCAAGCAAGGGUGGCAAAUGGUGGGUCUGCAAGUACUGCGAUUUGAAAUUCUCGGGCAGCCUGAACCGUGUCAAGGAACAUUACUCAAAGGGAACCUGUGCGGCGGAGCAGAGCAGGAAGGUUUUCACAGAUGAAGAAAAAGAAGAAAGGAAGCAAGGGUUGAGACAGGCUCUGGCUGACGUGGCGAUGGCGAAUGGCGACAACAGUCUUCCUAGUGGAUCUAGUUUGGCUACUGCACCAACGACCGUGGAGAAUGUGGGUAGGGGCAUGGGAAAAGGGGGUGCAGCAUCCGACACGCGACGAUCCGCUUCAUCUGUGCGGCAAAUGGUGUUGGAGGAGACAGACAGCAUCAUCAUGAAGAAUGAGAUGACGUCAAGGAAGGUCGACAACUGGCUGACCUGCACGAACCAACCUUUCAAUAUGGUUGAGAAUGAAUUUUACCUUGACAUGGUAAACACUAUACGGAAUGCCCAUCCCUCAUGGCGGAUGCACGGCAGGGAGGCCGCAAGGAAUGGUAGACUGGAUGGCGAGAACAAGAGGUGCAUCGAGGAUGUGCGGAUGAUUGCAAAGAAGUGGGAGAGAACAGGGUGUAUGGUGCAGAUGGAUGGGUGGUCCAACAGGCGAGGGACACCGCACAUCAAUGUGAUGGUCUCCUCCCCUGUAAGGACUGUCUUCUGGAGGUCCGUUUGUGUAGAAGGGAAGGAGGAGACCAUAGCGUACUACAACAUCCUGGAUGCUGCGAUCCAGGACAAUGGACCCAAGAGUGUGGUCGGGGUGAUCAUGGACAAUGCUAGAGUCUGCGUCAAGCCGCGGAAGCUUGUUGAAAAGAAGUACCCUUGGAUCUUCAGGGUUGGUUGCACAGCGCAUGCCCUCGACCUUGCAGUGGAGGACUUCGACAAGUGCAUUGGGUGGUUUUCCAGGGCGGUCAAGAGAGCGAACAAGUUGGGGAAGUUCAUCAUGCACCACGACAAGGUUUGUGCAUUCUUCCUUGAACGUUCUGGCGGGGCACAAAUAAAGAGGCCAGGAGUGAUAAGAUUCGCAAUGAAUAUUAUCAUGUUGCAAUCCCUUUUGGACCGAAAGAAUGCCCUCAAACUUGCCGCACGUGCGAAGGGUUGGGUGUCUAGCAUGGUGCGGACUGAUCUGCGGUCCAACUUUGAGGAAGCCACGGCCACUAUCCUUGACGAGAGUUUUUGGGACGAUGUUGAGAAGUCCAUCGAAGCCACGGAGGCUACUGUGAAGUUUUUGAGGAUGGUGGACGGUCCAGGGGCCACCAUCAGCAAGGUUUAUCAUCAUAUGGACGCCGUGGAUCAGGACUGGAGGCAAGAGAAGGGGGCUCGCGAAGACGAUAUCCACAUCCCGUGGAUGGAGGACUUACCGGAUGCAGAGAACGAGGCGGAGGCAGAGCGCUAUUAUAAGGAGUGGGUGCAGAAAGUAAAGGCGAGCACCGAGGAUAUGGAGGUUGGCGCAGAGGAUGAUACCGUUGUCAUUGCAGAGCUGGACGAUGAAGGUGAUCUGCCUUUGGCAAGGAGAUGGGUGCGCAAUGACCGACUUGACAACAUGAUGGACGAAGAGGAUGACAUCGCUCAUAUUGAGAACUAUACGAACGAGUGGCAGUUCUGCACUGCACCGGGGAGGCAUAGAGAGCGCUUGCUGAGGAGAAGAUCAUGGCACGAGCGACCAGACCCCUUAGUGGAGUACAACGUCGAGGAGCGAGAGCGUGCAUUGCGGGCACGAGAGAUAGGCGAUUGGGUGUAAGGUAGAUGCCCAGGGGGCAGCAGCGGAGCAAAACGACAGCAGCAGCAACAUGCUGCUGCAGUCCGUGCUGCGGAAAAGCGCCCGGCCGAAGAACAGCUUUCGCCGCCGAAGAAGAAGAAGAGAGGACGCCCCACCAAUGCCGAAGUGGCCGAGAGGACAAAAGCGGAGAAGGUUGCGAAGAAGGCUGCAGUGGCAGAGAAAGCUGCUAAGAAAGCAGCAAGGAGAGCAGCAGCGAGAGCUGCUAAGAAAGCUGCCAGGAGAGCGGCUGCUGCAUCUGCGGAUGCCCCGACAUCCUCCCGCCUGGUCACAAAGGAGGCAAUGAAACAGGGGGGGAAUC
Molecule: messenger RNA, 2249 nt
Organism: Chara braunii
Lineage: Eukaryota; Viridiplantae; Streptophyta; Charophyceae; Charales; Characeae
Source: the annotation of a GenBank genome assembly